CAUAACCAUAUUAUAAAUAAGUAGAUGAAAAAUCAAACCCUGCACCGUGGCAAAGUAGUCAAGUCACAUAUGGCAAGCGCCACCUUACUUACAAUUCUCAAACUUUUGAUUACUUUCAUAUUUGCAGCUUGGAUUUCUCUUUGGCUUCUAAAGCCAACCCAAGUAUGGACCAGAAAAUGGAAACAUGCAGAACAAAGUGCCAAUAAUACAAUUUUUGGAUACUAUGGUCUAAACUUUGCUGUGUAUACAUUUCCAAUAAUUGCUAUUGCUAUUAUUGGACUUCUUUUCUUGGAUUUGAAAGCUGCAUAUCAAAGAAACAGAAGUUCAAGGAGUUCAUCAAAAAUCUUCUCAAAUCCACUAGUGGUGAAUAGUUUGAUUGGAAUCUUAUCAAGUAUUGAAAUCCUAGCAGUUUUCCUUGUUAUAGUUUUCUUGGCAUGGACUUAUUAUGCUCGUAUUUCGAAUGAUUUCAAAAAGUUGAUGCAAGAUAAAUCACUGAAAUUGAACUUAUGGCAACUUAAGUAUCUCAGAAUAGCAACAAGAUUUGGUUUGCUAGCAGAAGCUUGUUUGGCGUUGCUUCUUCUUCCAAUUUUAAGAGGGUUGUCUCUAUUUCGAAUAUUUGGUAUUCAAUUUGAAGCUUCAGUUAGGUAUCACACAUGGAUUGGUACUGCAAUGAUACUUUUUGCUACAAUACAUGGUAUCAGCACUUGGUUUGUUUGGGGGGUCAGCCACCAUAUACAACAUGAGAUUUGGAAGUGGCAAAAGACAGGACGUAUAUACCUUGCUGGAGAGAUUGCACUUGUUGUUGGGCUAGUUAUAUUUGUUUCUUCACUUCCCCAAAUCAGAAGAAGAAAGUUUGAAAUUUUCUACUACACACAUCAUUUGUAUAUAGUCUUUCUAGUAUUUUUCUUGUUUCAUGCUGGAGAUAAGCACUUCUAUAUGGUCUUCCCAGGAGUAUUCCUUUUUAGUCUAGACAAACUGCUCCGAAUAAUUCAAUCAAGCCCAAAAACCUGCAUGGUUUCAGCAAGAAUUUUUCCCUGUGAUGCUGUGGAACUAAUUCUGCCUAAAGAUCCAAGACUAAAGUAUAACCCUACAAGUGUUAUAUAUUUGAAGAUACCAAAUAUAUCUCAUCUUCAAUGGCAUUCAUUCAGUAUAAUAUCUAGUUCCAAAGGUGAUGAAAAUAUUAUGUCUGUGAUGAUUAAAUGUCAAGGGUGGUGGACAAAUACUCUUUAUGACUUGAUACAAACUGAACUGAACAAAGGUGCUGAUAAAAGGAAGGGUAUACCUGUUGCAAUUGAAGGACCUUAUGGUCCUGCUGCAUUAGAUUUUUUAAAAUAUGACAGUGUACUUAUGGUUGCUGGAGGGAGUGGAAUAACUCCAUUUCUGAGCAUUUUGGCAGAAAUCGAUUCAACUACCAACAGAAAUAAAUUUCCUUCAAGGAUAGAACUUGUGCAUGUCAUUAAGAGGGCACAAGACAUUUGUCUGUUACAUUCCAUCGUGCAUCUGCUAGUCAACCAAACAAGCGAAAAAUUUCAUUUGAAACUGAAAUUGUUUGUAACGCAAGAAACGCAACCAGGCAUGGGAAUUACAGAGCUGUUAAAUGAGUUCGUUAAAGUAAAAACCCUGCAAUUGGACAGUGUGAGCUCAAAUUAUUAUGCAGCAUAUGGACCUGAAAGUCCAGUUUGGAUGGCUGCUAUUACGGGAUGCUGUUCCAUCACUUUCUUUGUUUUUCUAAUAUGUUUCAACCAUAUUAUAAUUCCAUCUGAAAAGCAUUCCAAAUUGUCUAAAGAAAAGACUCCAUCUUGGAUUGUGGAUCUAGUUCUGAUAGCUGCUUUUGUCCUAGCUUUAUCUUGCAGCACUUUGAUAGCAAUUGUGUUGAGAUGGAGAAGGCUGAAGAAAGGGGUUCGCCCAACGUCGCAGACAGAAAUUAAACCCUUAGAUCUAAGUUCAGCUGACACUAAGAAUGCUCUUGAAGAACAUGAAGUUCAUUUUGGAGGAAGGCCUAACUUUAAAGAUAUAUUAGGCAAGUUCAAGAAUGAAACGUCUGGAUCUAAUGUUGGAGUUUUGGUUUGUGGUCCUGAGAGCAUGAAGGGAUCAGUGGCGGCCGCGUGCCAGCAAGAAUCUGAGUGUUCUAAGUUAAGUGUAGAGACAACAAAACCAUGCUUCACUUUCCACUCUCUCAACUUCACACUUUAGUACCAACACAACUCUGUUGUUGUUUGGUGAUUAGUAUACCUUUGCCUUCAUUCCCAAGUUUUCAAAUUCCCAUAGUUAUGUAGUUCAUCAAGUCAUGAAUUUCAAUAAGCUUUCUGAGAGCCCACAUGGAAAAUCAUAUAUCUAUUUACAUGUAGUCAUCACU
Messenger RNA from Trifolium pratense (red clover), 2356 nucleotides. RefSeq names its product ferric reduction oxidase 8, mitochondrial. Lineage: Eukaryota; Viridiplantae; Streptophyta; Magnoliopsida; Fabales; Fabaceae. The record is from RefSeq and is a predicted model, not a curated record. The transcript is spliced from 8 exons. Bases 25 to 2193 code for a protein of 722 amino acids. Gene Ontology annotation, cellular component: plasma membrane. Gene Ontology annotation, molecular function: oxidoreductase activity.